This is a messenger RNA of Adineta steineri, 399 nucleotides long. Lineage: Eukaryota; Metazoa; Rotifera; Eurotatoria; Adinetida; Adinetidae. The record is from the annotation of a GenBank genome assembly.
AUGGCUGCAGCUGGUGGUUUUGCCUCUCGUCCACAAAAUUAUUCAUCUAUUCGCGAAGAUGAUGAUGAAGCACUCGAUAUUCGUGUAGAUUCACAAAAUACACGAUCAACAGGUGAUGAAAAUGUAAAAGCACUUCACGGUCAAGUUCAAGAAGUCGUUGGUGUUAUGAAACAAAAUAUUGAUAAAUUAUUAGAUCGUGAUGUUGCAUUAAAUAAUCUUGUAACACGGGCUGAUGAUCUUCAAACAUCAGCAACAACAUAUAAUCAAACAACGAAACAAUUACGAAAUAAAUUCUGGUGGAAAAAUGCUAAAACAAAUGUAUGCAUUGCUGGCAUUGUGGUUACAGUUUUAAUUAUUAUUAUCAUGUCAAUAUCAUUAAGUCGUAAUAAAAAGAACUAA